Molecule: messenger RNA, 1087 nt
Organism: Toxotes jaculatrix (banded archerfish)
Lineage: Eukaryota; Metazoa; Chordata; Actinopteri; Toxotidae
Exons: 5
Coding region: 75-578 (167 amino acids)
Source: RefSeq, a predicted model, not a curated record
AUACUACAUCAAAUUCAACAACAGAAGCACCCACCUUGAAUACUACGGCUACGGCUGCAAAUACAACUGCAAAUAUGACUGCAAAUACGACUGCAAAUACAACUACAAACACAACAACUCCUAUAGCCACCACAACUGUACAAACAACAACUACAACUGCUGAGGCACAGACAAUAAGGCGAAUGACUUUCAGAUCUGUCGGAGAGACAUUUACAAGUGACUUGCUGAGUCCAUCAUCUGCAGCGUUUCAAAGUCGAGCUUCAGUGAUUAAGUCAACACUUGAACCUUUCUACAAACAAGCAUUUUCUACAUUCCGGUCCUUGACAGUGAUUUUCUUCAGUAAUGGAUCAAUCAUCAACACCAUGGACCUUACAUUUGCAUCUACAUCUGUUCCUAACAACACUCAAAUUGCAAACGUAUUGGUCAAUGCAGCUGCAAAUAUCACAGCCUUCAACAUUGAGACCACUUCCAUUUCUGUGGAUGGCACGCAGGUGUCAAGUGGAGUCAGCCAUAAGAUCAGUCUCAUCACUGCAUGCUGCCUGGUGCUGAUGUCAUGGCUGCUAUCAAGCCAGCAAUAGUGUCAGUUCUGAUGUCCAUGUGAAAUCCCAUUGGAAAAUGACUGUUAUCACUGGUAUGAAAAAGAAUACUGUUCUCAUCAAAAAGCUGAGAAGACAUCUGAGGAUCGCAAAUGCUACAUGGCCUGGAAAGACAUAGAACGAGAUAUUAAAUUAAAAACUGGGAUGACUACACACAAAUUCAAAACAAAAGUCGACUACAAUGACACAUCUCCUCUUGCAUUCAACCACUGCAGACCCCCCCAGUCAGAUUUAUAUUGAAUGUUGUGGCAUUCAUAAAAUAUAUGUCUGAACAGUGUCCUGAAUGAUUAUCCAGUUGAUUACCUUAUUUAUAUAUAUUUCUAUUAUCAGACAUAUGUGUAUUCUGUGAGCUUACCUGUAUUUUUGUUUAACUGUAGUAAAACAUAAUUUUCAAGAUGAUCAGGAUACAAAAAAAGUCUUUACGUCUAAAGUGGAUAUAAAAACAUGUAUCGUAUAACAAAGAUGUUUCAAUUAAAGGCACUUGAGAUAUA